Hypoxylon trugodes is the source of this 1573-nucleotide messenger RNA. Its product is annotated as DNA glycosylase. The transcript has a single exon. The record is from RefSeq and is a predicted model, not a curated record. Gene Ontology annotation, cellular component: nucleus. The coding region runs from base 164 to 1468 and encodes 434 amino acids. Gene Ontology annotation, biological process: nucleotide-excision repair; base-excision repair; base-excision repair, AP site formation. NCBI's taxonomy places the organism in Eukaryota, Fungi, Ascomycota, Sordariomycetes, Xylariales, Hypoxylaceae. Gene Ontology annotation, molecular function: DNA binding; oxidized pyrimidine nucleobase lesion DNA N-glycosylase activity; DNA-(apurinic or apyrimidinic site) endonuclease activity.
CUCUCCUAAGUUUCUAGCCUUUACAAUAACACGAUAAUUUACGGGUCUUCCACGAGUUGUCGGAUGAAAGUCAAACCCAAUUCAGAACAAAGACGUUAUUUAUAGUAAACGGUAUGGGAACGUGUAACGUACCCGAAUCUAUAUUAAGGAUAUCUUCGACCGAAUGCCUCCUCGACCGGUAGCGUCGCCACCGCGACGUAUCACUAGGUCCUCACUCGCGCGAUUCAGAUUCGGCGAUGACGGCUCGAGUUCUAAGGAGAAUUCAACACCUCCUCCAGCUACUGAUAUCGAAGAUGUAAUACCGAGCGCGACGACAACCGCGCGCAAGCGAAAACGCACUACGACCCUCGUCGCAGCCUCACCGCGUCGUACCGUCAAGACCGAAGAAGUCGAGAAGAAGACAGUAAUCAUAGCCCCGAAACGCCAACGCAAGCCCGCCCGCAAGACCGUCGACGAUAAUACAGGCGAAACGAAAAUCAGCGCACCCUCUGACUGGGAAGCAAUGUACGAUGCCGUCAAAGUGAUGCGCAGCGCGGGUGGUGCGGCAUCGAACGCAGCCGUAGACACGAUGGGUUGCGAGCGAUUAGCCGAAACCAGCGCCAGUCCGCGGGUCCGUCGUUUCCAGACGUUGAUCGCCUUGAUGCUCUCCUCCCAGACGAAAGACACCACCAACGCAGUCGCCAUGAAACGCUUACAAACCGAAUUACCACCUCAUACGCCUGGCGCACCGAUUGGUCUAAUUUUAGAGAAUAUACUUGCAGUUGACCCGGAGACGUUGAAUCAAUUGAUAUGGGCAGUUGGGUUCCAUAAUAAUAAGACAAGGUAUAUCAAACAGGCAGCUGAGAUAUUAAGAGAUCAGUGGGAUGGCGAUAUACCCGAUUCAAUUGAAGGCUUGGUCGCGCUGCCGGGAGUUGGACCUAAGAUGGCGCAUUUGUGCCUCUCGGCUGCUUGGGAUAGGACGGAGGGUAUUGGUGUCGAUGUACAUGUUCACCGUAUCACGAAUAUGUGGGGAUGGCAUACUACGAAGAAUCCCGAGGAAACAAGACUUGCACUACAGAGUUGGCUUCCACGAGAUCGGUGGCGCGAGAUCAAUUGGUUACUUGUUGGGUUCGGGCAGACGGUAUGUUUACCCGUCGGCCGAAGGUGUGGUGAGUGCGACUUGGGGUUAAGGGGCUUGUGUAAGGCUGCUGAGAGGAAAAAAGUUCUUGAGGGGAGGAAGAUGCGGGAAAAUGUUAAAGUGGAGAAGAGUGAGAAUGAUGGGGCGGUGGUGAAGGUUGAAGAGAAAGAGGAUGAAGAGAUUGUUGAAAAGGACGUUAUCGUGAAUAACGAGGACGUUCCAGAAGACGCCAAGAAGGAAUCAGAGACCUCCGAUGGAAUUGUCUCAGUGCCGGAGCGCACUCCGCAACAAAGAGAUAAUGUUCCAAAACGGCAAGCAAGGUCAAAGGGAAAAAAAGUAGGCAAUAAUUAGGUUCACGAUGUAAACAAAUGUAUAGGCUGUAAAAUAUCACAAGGCACAGGAGAUUGUAAAGUCAUUGUGUGUAAAAAUCAACGUAUUCAUGGAGGUCUUCGGUCC